AUGUCGGUAUCCCCUGCCGGCUCGCGUGAGACCUAUCUGCGUCUCCUACACCCCGAGUAUAGCGAGCUGUCCGCGAUAGAUGCCUACCUUCGUGCCCUGGAGAACUAUCUGAACCUUGCGAAAGCGCACUCAGUGCUCACACAGCAUCUUCAGAAUCCAAGCCGGAAGUACCUCGCUGCCGCCAAUCACGUUUGGGGGUACCUGAUUGGUACUCAGUACUACGCUAUCUGCGCUACAGCAUUUCGAACAAAGAGGGCUGAGAUGCAGUGGGGGCAACACACGUUCAAGAACGCCAAGUUUAAGCUUAAUUUCACACCAUAG
Pyrenophora tritici-repentis Pt-1C-BFP is the source of this 321-nucleotide messenger RNA. NCBI's taxonomy places the organism in Eukaryota, Fungi, Ascomycota, Dothideomycetes, Pleosporales, Pleosporaceae. The record is from RefSeq and is a predicted model, not a curated record.